This is a messenger RNA of Hyaloperonospora brassicae, 1557 nucleotides long. Lineage: Eukaryota; Oomycota; Peronosporomycetes; Peronosporales; Peronosporaceae. The record is from the annotation of a GenBank genome assembly.
AUGCACAAUACGGAGAUAUUGCAAGCGGCUCAAGAGGCCGACCCGAAUGGAACGAGAACCAUUGCCGUAGUGACCAAAGUGGAUUUGGUUGACGCUGGUGCAGAGCUUGCAGUGCACGAGCUACUCCUGAACCGAAAGAAGAAAAUGCACUUGGGCUACCACGCCGUGAAGUGCCGAAGCCAACGGGAUCUGUCCAAGCGCAUGAGCAUUGAAAGAGGGUUGGCAGUCGAAAAGGUGUUUUUCGGCGAGCACGAGUAUUGGCGCCGGCUAUCGACGCACUUGUGGGGAGUGCCACGACUAAGUGAACGGUUGAUGUCAAUUCUGCAAGACAAUAUCCGUCGGUCGCUGCCAAAGGUGGUGGAGGAGAUCAGUUCGCGCAUGACGGAGACGCAAAAGUCAUUGGCGAAACUGGGCACGCCGUUGGAAACACCCGUGGUGCAACGUCAGCAGUUUGGCAAGUGGGUUGAUCAGUACUUGCGGUUGAUCGAAGCAGCAAUGAGCGGACGUUACGAAGCACUGCCGUCUACCCCGGCACCAACAGCUUUGGAUCAGUGUUCGACUCCGGCUGAAAUGAAUGUCCGUCUAAGAGCCGUUCUCCGUAUCAAGGAAGCCAAUUUUCAAGUGGCAAUCAACAAGUCGAAAGACUGUGUGUUUGAUGGAGCCGAUGCGAAGAAAGACCACGAACAAGUGGCAGCUGGGGAUGCCGUGCAAAUUGAGAUCGACGGCCAGUAUCGCAGUGGGCGAGUGAAAGGGAUCAAUGGAACGGACAUUUGCUGCGAGGAGUUUGACCAGCAGUGGAAGAGCAAGAACCAUUGGCGCUUCGACGAACGGGCAAUGCUGAAACAGUUUAUCCGUGAAAACCGCGGCGAUGAGCUCCCGAUUUUUACGUCGUACCAAGUCUUUUGCAACUUGUUUCGCAGGAUCGUUGACAAGUGGGGACCACCUGCGGAAACACUGGUGAGUGCGUAUCAGUUGCAGACAAAGCUGGUGUCGGACUUCGUCUCUAAGGAGGUUGGGGCCAAAUCUCGAGUUGUGCAGUUUCUCAGAAGUACUGCGUCCGAUGUGCUGGACCGAGUGGUUGCGAAUGCGAGUAUGGAGAUGAGACUGGUGCUGAUUGGGGAAGGUCGGCCGUAUACGCAGGACAAGCGUUUGUAUGCCGAAUUGGACCAAGAACACUUGAAGGCUCUUCAUGAACAAGUGAGCACAUUCGUUCAAGCAGAUUCAGAUGGAAAAGUGGAUCUCGCUGUGGUCAUGAAGGUUGUGGAAGCAGCGGCAGCGUCUAUGGAAGAUCGAGAAGCGCUUGAUAUGCAAGCGGCAUUGGAAGCGUACUUUAAGGUGGCGGUCGCGCGCUUUGCAGACGAGAUUCCCAUGCGGCUGAACGACUUGAUUUUGAAGAAGUUUGUCGACGAAAUGGCACAGGAGCUCAACGGGCUGACGGAUGCGACACUGGCCAGACUGAUGCAAGACUCCGAGCUCAAAGUGGCGGAACGUCGUCAGCUCAGGGAGGAACUUGCCUGUCUGGCGAAUGCAAAGAAGGAGAUUGAGUUUGUUUGCUAA